Molecule: messenger RNA, 8138 nt
Organism: Neoarius graeffei (lesser salmon catfish)
Lineage: Eukaryota; Metazoa; Chordata; Actinopteri; Siluriformes; Ariidae
Gene: brd4
Product: bromodomain containing 4
Exons: 19
Coding region: 606-5300 (1564 amino acids)
Biological process (GO): positive regulation of transcription elongation by RNA polymerase II; chromatin remodeling
Cellular component (GO): nucleus; chromatin
Source: RefSeq, a predicted model, not a curated record
GCCAUUUUCACCGUUGAGUAAGAGCACGCUGCUGUUCUGGAGAGAGGAGAGGAAAAAGAAAGCUCCGUUUCUGGAUUUUUCCCCGAUUCCUGGGCACGUCUCGGUCUUUCUUUUUAUCUCUCGGUCCAUGUGCCCAGGUGUCGAAUGAGUGAGGCUUUCGGUGGUGGGACACAAUGGGGCAAAGAGCCUGUGGCAACUGGGCCGUUGUCCUCCUGAGAGGGGGAGGGGGAAGAGAGAAGACCGGUGCACAGAGCUAACGCAACUAGCCGGCCUCGGGCCUCUUCUACCGCUCUCUCUCUCUCUCUCUCUCUCUCUCUCUCUCUCUCUCUCGGCGAACAGGAGCUCUCUUUUCGGGACUCGUCUCAGGACUUAAAAUCUUCACUCCUCUCAGGAUUAUUGUGGACUUCCUGUGGAUUUAACAUGCGUUCGGUGCACUGGAUCUCAGGACACGUUUAUCUGAACUGGAGAUUUGAAAGCUAGCUGUGCUCAUGUUUUGGUUUGGAUUAGAGCAGUCCAUUUAAAAAAAUAAAAUAAAUAAAAAGUUUUCAGUUUUUUUUCUUUCUUUCCUCCUUUCGGUUUUGUUUUCUGGAGACAGGAACCUAUAAAUGGAUUACAAGAUGCAUUCCAAGUCCAAUGAUUUGCUGGAUUUUCAGACACUGGAUGCCCUUUUGGAAAAAAUUGCACACUAUUCAGCAGCUGUCAAAAGAGAUCCCAGCGAGGAGUGCAAUGGAAUCGGCGGCACUCUCCCUGCAGAGGCCGCGCCCGGCUCGAGGCUGAACGAGUGGUGUCCCGUGGCCCCUCCUCUUCCUCCUCCACCUCCACCUGCCCCGGUGCCCACGCUCCAUCCAACCAGUAUGGGUGACGGUCUGGACGCCGCACCAAUGUCAGGGAGCAGCAGCAGCAGCCAGGGGCAGUCCCAGCCCCAGUCUCAGCCCUCUCACAUCUUCAACCCCCCUCCCCCGGAGGUCGUCAAUUCAUCACAGCCAAAGCGCCAGACCAACCAGCUGCAAUAUCUGCUCAAGGUUGUGCUCAAGACGCUGUGGAAGCACCAAUUCUCAUGGCCCUUCCAGGCUCCUGUAGAUGCUGUCAAGCUUAACCUGCCUGACUAUUAUAAAAUAAUUAAAAGCCCAAUGGACAUGGGAACAAUCAAGAAACGGCUUGAGAACAGUUACUACUGGAACGCCCAAGAAUGUAUUCACGAUUUCAACACCAUGUUUACCAACUGCUACAUCUACAAUAAGGCGGGGGAUGACAUAGUCUUAAUGGCAGAGGCACUGGAGAAACUGUUCCUUCAGAAGAUUUCAGAAAUGCCCCAAGAGGAGAACGAGAUCACCGUGAUGACUCCCAAGGGCCGUGGUCGGGGCAGGAGGGACGCAGGGUUGAACUUGAAACCCCCUGGACCCAGCUUGGAUUCUCCAUCGACGACCCCUCAGACUCGUGGCAUUUCUAAUCACGGAGCAGGGCCACAGACUAGAGCACCCAUACCCAUACCAGGUCCUCCAGCUCUCCCUCCGCAGGUGGCUCUGCAGCAAUCUCUACCCCCUCGCGUUCCCCCUACGAUCCCCCAGCUGGCUCCAUCCUUUCCGCUCGGCCCUUCAGACUGCAACCCUCCGAGCACCAUCAUGACCUCGGUGCCUCCCCCUACCCAGACUGCCCUUCCACCCAUGCCCAUUCAACCCAUGCCCAUUCAACCCAUGCCCAUUCAACAGAGUCCUGCACCGAUGCUUCAGAGCGUUAUGCCUAAAGUGAGUCCUCAAAGAUUAAAGCAGAGAAAAAGCCAGAAGAGAAAAGCAGAUACGACAACCCCCACCGCUAACGACCAGCUAAGCGAGUCCUCUCCCGCAGAGUCCAAGUCAGGAAAGACUCUCCCUCGGCGUGAGAGCGUACGACCGUCGAAACAGCCGAAGAAAGAAGCACCGGAUUCCCAGCACCAUCUUCCCUACAGUGCACCCGCUGGCCCCAACAGCCCUAAACUGCUGGAACAGCUGCGCUACUGCGUGGGCAUCGUGAAGGAGAUGUUCGCUAAGAAGCACGCAGCUUACGCAUGGCCUUUCUACAAACCAGUGGAUGUAGAGAGUCUGGGACUGCAUGACUACCACGACAUCAUCAAACACCCCAUGGACCUCACCACCAUCAAGGACAAGUUAGACAACAGGCAGUACAGAGACGCGCAGGAGUUUGCUGCAGACGUGCGGUUAAUGUUCUCUAACUGCUACAAGUACAACCCUCCAGACCACGAGGUCGUGGUGAUGGCACGCAAGCUGCAGGAUGUGUUCGAGAUGCGGUUUGCUAAGAUGCCGGAUGAGCCUGAGGAGGUCUUUACCCCUGCACCUGCCCCUGUGCUUCACCCUGCGGCCCCUGUGAAGCCCCAGCCGCCCAUCGCCGCCGCCUCGUCCUCUGACAGCUCCAGUGACUCCUCGUCCGAGUCAGAAUCCUCCACCGAUGAUUCAGAGGAGGAAAGGGCUCAGAGGCUGGCGGAGCUCAAGGAGCAGCUCAAAGCAGUCCAUGAGCAGCUGGCAGCCCUGUCUCAGCCCCAGGCCAGCAAACCAAAGAAGAAAGAGAAAGACAAGAAGGAAAAGAAGAAGGAUAAGCACAAAAAGAAAGCCAUCCCUGGACUGGAAGAGAUCCUCGAGCCUCCUUCUGCUCUCCCAACGCCGAAGGGCAAGAACAAGAACAACAAGGAUCCUCUGCCCAAGAAGACCAAGAAGCCAAGUAAGAAGGAGGGCAUAAAGAACAACCGCUCCAUUCCUCCCCCCGGCACCGCACCUCCCACCCUGCAGCCAGUGCCUGGUCUCGAUCCCGUGGAAGAGCUGGCUCUGGGAGGGGGACCAGGAUCCGCCGGCUUGGUGCCUGCUGAGAAGUGUAAGCCCAUGUCCUAUGAGGAGAAGAGGCAGCUGAGCCUCGACAUCAAUAAGCUGCCUGGGGACAAGCUCGGACGCGUGGUCCACAUCAUUCAAUCUCGCGAGCCUUCGCUCAAAAACUCCAACCCGGACGAGAUCGAGAUCGACUUUGAGACGCUAAAACCUUCCACGCUGAGGGAGCUAGAGAGAUACGUUUCGUCCUGUCUCCGCAAGAAGAAGAAAGCUCCAGAAAAGGCCAUGGAGACGAUGAGUGUGAAACCGAAAGGCUCAUCUUCAGACUCGGGCAGCAGCAGCGAGUCGAGCUCAUCUGACAGCGAAGACUCCGAGUCAGGAAUGGCCACUAAAUUGAAGAAGAGAGGUCACUCUGCUAAAGAGGGGAAGAAAGGUCACCACCCGGUGAUGGCACCAAACAUGGUCCAGCCCCAGGUGCCCCUCCAACCCCAGGCUCCAGUCUUGCAGCCAACUGCUCAGCUAAAACAGCAGCAGCAGCCACAACCACCACCGCAGCAGCAGCAGCAACAUCCAUCUCCUGCAGCGUACAUGGCUCCUCCAGUCACAGCGUUGGAGUCGUCCCAGCUGCUUGAGAACACGUUUGACUCUUUGCCUCACUUUGGACAGCCCCUCAUGCACAUGUCCCACCAUGCCAAUGACUCCUCCUCUCCUGCCCCGCCUCACCUCAACGCUCACACAGCAAGUGGCCCCGGGUCACCUGACACACACCCGUUCUUAAACCAGCACCCUAUCCUACAAUCCCCAGCUCUGCACAACGCUAUGCCUCAGCAGCCUUCACGUCCCAGCAACAGAGCAGCGCCGCUCCCUGCCAAACCUCCUCAGCCCACGACUCCCCAGCAGCCCCUGCAGCUCCAGCCCCAACAGCCCCCUCAACCCCCUCAACCCCAGCACCACCUCCCUCCCCACCUCCUGCACCCCCCUCAGCCCAUUCGCCAGAGGCCGCUGUCCCCUCCUACGCUCACCCCGCAGGGCCUGCUCUCCUCACAGCCUCCUCAGUUGCUGCUCGAGGAUGAUGAGGAGCCCGUGCCUACCAUGCCCCUCAACCAGGUCCUCUACCUGCAGCAGCUGCAGCAGGGUCGGCCGCAACAACAGCAGCAACAGCAGGUCUCGCUCAUGCAGUCCCUCCAGAGCCGUCAGUCACAGCCACAGAGCCAGGCUUCCCUGCUGCAGACGGUGCAGGUGCAGUCACAGAUGCCUGUGCAGACCCAGCUGCCUGUCCAAACUCAGCCCCAGGCCCCUCCAGCGCACCAGCCCUCGCCACAGAUGCCCCAGCAGCACGCACCCAGACACAUGCAGCAGUCGCAAAGUCAACAGCAGCAGCAGCUGGCUUCUUUCUCACAAGGCCCAGUGCAGACCACGCAGACGCAGCCAGCGCAGCACAAGGUGGCCAUGACUCCCAGUAAAGCGCAGCAGCAGAUUAUUCAACAGCAGCAGCAGCAUCCUUCUCCACGUCAACACAAACCUGAUCCCUACAGCACAGGGCAUCUGAGAGAGAACCCCUCUCCUCUUAUGAUCCAUUCCCCUCAGAUUUCCCAGUAUCCUCCUGUAGUCCAUCAGUCUCCUCCGCAAAACCUCCAGCCCAAAAAAGAGCCGCAGCGAGGGCCGCCAGCUCUCGGGCCACUGAAGGAGGAGAAGCAGCCAUCCUCGCCUGUGAUGAGGAGCGAGUCCUUCAGCCCGCCCAUACGGCAGGAACCACACAAACAGCCUGAGAACAAGACGCACAUACCAGGCCAUGGCCAGCAGAGACCAGACAUGAAGCCUCUCGACACUUCUUCUCGCCCCGUAAUCCGCUCCUCAGACCAGAGCGGUCCACCUCCCACCAUGCCAGACAAGGACAAGUUCAAACAGGAGCCCAAGACUCCUGUGGCUCCUAAAAAGGUACAGGAUGUCAAGCUGAAGAACAUGGGCUCAUGGGCCAGCCUGGCGCAGAGGUCCACGUCUACGCCAUCCUCCGCGGUCAAAUCGAGCAGCGACAGCUUCGAGCAGUUCCGCCGUGCAGCCCGGGAGAAGGAGGAGAGAGAGAAAGCACUGAAGGCUCAGGCGGAGCAGGCUGAGAAGGACCGGCUACGCAGAGAGCAGGAGAAACAGCGGGGUCGAGAUGAUGAAGAUUCGAUGGAAGUGGCUCGGCGGCCCCAUGAGGAGCAGCGGAGGCGCUCGGAGCACCAGCAGGCCCAGGCUCCUCCGCCACAGCAGCAGCACCAGGCCCCGUCCCAAACACCGAACCAACAGCCCCAGACGCCGUCCGCCACGCAGCCGUCACAGCCUCCCCCUCAGUCUCCAGCCUCCAGCCAGAGCGCCCUCGACCAGCAGAGAGAGAUGGCACGCCGUCGCGAGCAAGAGAGGAGGAGGAGAGAGGCGAUGGCAGCUACCAUCGACAUGAAUUUCCAAAGUGAUCUAAUGGCUAUCUUCGAGGAAAACUUGUUUUGAAAUGCACGAGGAGGCACGAGAGACUGCAAACAAAAACACAAACAAAAAAAAAAAACAAAACCGCUAACGGAUUCCUCUGCAUAGAGCAAAACGGACUGAUGAAGCAGUAAGGGAAUUUAAAAAAGAAUAAAUAAAGACCCCAACUGAGAGCAUGAGAAAAGCGGCACAGAUGGCACUGGGCGAGCUGAGGCCUUGACAGGACGCCCCCUGUAUUCUUCGCAGGGGCGGGAAAAAGACGGACCCUCGAGCUGGGACAUCGUUGCCUCUCUGGCAUUAUUCCUGGAUUUAAACCCGUAUAAGUAGCAGGAAGGAGAGGACGUUCACAUGGGGCACUCUUUCGCACGAAUGGGAGCAAUGUUUGGACCUUGAUAUCAGUGGAAGUAUAUCGAAGUGACAGCAGUUUAAAUGUACUGAUUUACUUGUAGUAGGCUGUUCAUCAACUGCCAGAUGUGUGAGGGGUAUUGAGGUUUUUGUUUUGUUUCCCCCCCCCCCCUUUUUUUAUCUUUUAUUUUUUACUUUUUUUUUCCCCCCCCCCAACCCAAGCAAGCGAUUUAUGCUCACAACUCAUGAUCAUGACGUGAUCUCAGGUGAGGAGGAGGAGGUACACGCCGACAUCCACCGUCACCGUACACAGCAUUCACCAUCCAGGGGUUUUGAACAGCAGGAACAACAAAAUGAUGAUGAUGAUGAUGAUACACCGAAACACAAGUGUUAUCACUUCUUUGUUUUUGCAUUAUGUAGGAUCUACUGUAAAAAUUCUUAUUUUCUUAAAGGUUACUGUUUUGGUUUUUUUUAAACCUUCUUACCAACACUUAACACUUUCUUCUGAUGUCUAUGCCAAACAAGAGUCCUAGUCCCUGAGAUUUUUUUUUUUCCAUUCAGUGCGUCUUUUUUCUUCUUCUUCUUCUUCUUCUUCUUUUUUAAUAUAUAAAUAUAUUUUCUUGUCCUCCACACCAGACGUGAAAGUUUAGGUAGCCUUGUUAGUAGAAUAUACCUAAUAUAUACAUUAUUCCGACAACUGAAGAUGAAAAGAAAAAAAAAGGUUAAGUUAUACUUUAAUCCAUCGUCAGAGGAGCUGUUUACCUGUUAUCCUUGAGUUUGGGAUUAAUUUUCGAAAGCGUACAGUGCUACAUUACUUUUGUGUAUUAUACAUUUUAUAGAAAGAAGACCUGAAAGCAUCUGGGAGUGGUUCACGUUCACGCUUACCGCAUUUCUAGAAAUAAUCGUAAGCUCGAGCGCGUAUGAGCAGCCGGCUGACUCUGAAUCCUCUGAGACUCGUCUGAAGUCGCCUCUCGAGCACUCGGACGUUACAUGCAUGUCUCUCUACUUCUCUCUGUCUCUCGCUCGCUUGUUCUUUUCUUCUUUCACAGAUCAUUUCACGAUACCAGAGGGGACUGUACGCUGUUCUAGACGUGACGAAUUACAAGAGAUUUUGAAAAACCGUACAAAAAAAAUGCAACAGUUCUGAUUUUAUAUCAUUGUUCUUGUUCAAUUCUAGUGGAUGUGAGUUCUAAUUAUGUUAUUUGAGUCAGAUCUAAGGGUGGGCGGAAGGGGAGGGCAGGGUGGUGUUUGAGGGGCACACUUUAAAGCAGGUUCUCUAGAGUUUUCUCCUAUGGUGUUUUCUCCAGUGCCUGUAUUGUAUUGCGAUUCUAGUUGGCAUAUAAACUUAUUACACUCUCGGGGAGGGGAGCGGGAGGGACGCGAAAAGGUUCGGGAGGGAGGACUUGCAAUUUAGCGUGGGAAAGCCUGUGUAAAAAGCAUAAAAAAUACAAAAAAAAAAGGAAAAAAAAACAAGAAAGGUCAACAUUUUAUAUUCUACCCAUUGACAGAUAUUCAGGUUUAAAUCUAGUUUUAGUUGGACUUCUUAACUCUUCACCUGGAGAUUAAGGUUUUUGUUUUUUUUCCCCCUUCUUUUCUCCUUGAAGCUUGUUUUAAGAGGAUGUGUCUUGAGCAGCCGCAUACUCGUAUUCUGUGUGUAUGGAUAACCGUGUGUGUGAGUGAAUGAGGGAGUGUGUGUGUGUUGGUUUGGUCUUCAGUAUGUGGCACGGUCAAAACUUGUGCUCCUCCCCGGAGCGUUCAUAAACACUUGACAAGAACGAGUUGCUUUGCUAUCGCUUUUUUUUUUUUUUUUUUUUUUUAAAGUUGCCCCCACCCCUUUUAAUGAAGUCCACAUAAAUAAAUAUAUACGAUUAUUUCUUGCUUUUUUUUUUUUUUUGGUAAUUCGGUUUGUAAAAGGUGAAAGAAGAAACACUUCAUUCCUUCAAGCCUUUAAAUGUACUCUAUUUGUGUUUUCCUUGGUAACAGUCAGACAUUUAUGUGCCAUAGAUAUGGUUUCACCGGAGAAUGUGCUGACCUGCAUUUCAGCAGAGAGUUCGCUUUAUUCAGGUAUUUUAUUUUGUUUUAUUUCGUUUUAUUUUUUCCUUUUUUUUCCCUUUUUUUUUUUUUUUUGGUUGUGUUCAUUUCCCUCGAUUACUGUUUGGUAUGUGAGUGCGCUAUCGAGGUUAAUGAUUCUGUUAUAAUCAUGAUAUAAACUCAUCUCUUUUAUAGAAAAUUAAAAGGAAACAAAAAAAAUGUCCUUUGUCUCGUUGUCUUUAUGGUUGUUUCAUUUGCGGUUAUUUAAUCUGUUCGUGUAGCGCUGUGUCAUGACUUUGCCGGUUUUACAUUCCACUUGUUUGGAAGCAGAAGAUUCAGAUGUUGCAGUGAAAAUAAUGAGAGUAUCGUCAUUUCGUUAAAGGAAAAGCUCAAUCCUGUGAGAGUAUGAUGUAAUGCGAGUUUCAAAAGUGAUGAACCUUCAAUAAAUCAACUGUAGUUUUUCAAUAAACAGCUUUUUGUACUCUA